This is a messenger RNA of Cariama cristata (Red-legged seriema), 362 nucleotides long. RefSeq names its product FUN14 domain-containing protein 2-like. Gene Ontology annotation, cellular component: mitochondrial outer membrane. NCBI's taxonomy places the organism in Eukaryota, Metazoa, Chordata, Aves, Cariamiformes, Cariamidae. Gene Ontology annotation, biological process: autophagy of mitochondrion. The transcript has 3 exons. The record is from RefSeq and is a predicted model, not a curated record. The annotation marks the transcript as partial.
GUGUGAAGGAGGACUCGUUCAACGUGCUGGACCUCGCAGAGUACACCAAGAACCAGCCCUGGUGGCGCAAAGUCUUUGCCCCUAGCUCCGGAUCGAGCGUCGAGAAAUACAAUGUGGCCACACAGCUGGUGAUCGGAGGGGUCACGGGAUGGUGUACUGGAUUCAUCUUCCAGAAGGUUGGAAAACUGGCAGCAACAGCAGUAGGAGGUGGCUUUUUCCUACUUCAGAUUGCAAACCACACGGGAUACAUCAAAGUGGACUGGAAGCUGGUAGAACGGGACGUGAACAAAGCCAAGCAGCAGCUGAAAUUUCACAGCAGUGGCCACAAAAUGCAUCCAGAAGUGAAAAGCAGAGUGGAUGAG